Messenger RNA from Actinia tenebrosa (Australian red waratah sea anemone), 1508 nucleotides. Its product is annotated as mannose-1-phosphate guanyltransferase beta-B. Gene Ontology annotation, biological process: GDP-mannose biosynthetic process. The record is from RefSeq and is a predicted model, not a curated record. NCBI's taxonomy places the organism in Eukaryota, Metazoa, Cnidaria, Anthozoa, Actiniaria, Actiniidae. Gene Ontology annotation, molecular function: GTP binding; mannose-1-phosphate guanylyltransferase (GTP) activity.
CAUCGCUGGACGACACGUUGCAGGGUUGAUUUCCUGUGACUUUUCUCUUAGACUUUCCUCCUCAUUCCCACAAAAUACCGUAACGAAUCACCCCAAUAUGAAGGCUUUGAUUCUUGUAGGUGGCUAUGGAACAAGGCUGAGGCCCCUAACUCUCUCUAGACCAAAACCUUUGGUAGAAUUCUGUAACAAACCCAUGUUGAUGCAUCAAGUAGAAGCCUUGGUUCAGCUGGUCCCCUUGCCUUGGCUCAUGACUACCUAACCACGGACUCAGAACCAUUCUUUGUGCUGAAUAGCGAUGUCAUCUGUGACUUUCCCUUCAAGGAAAUGGUUAAGUUUCACAAGGAUCAUGGAAAGGAAGGUACCAUCGUGGUGACCAAAGUGGAGGAACCAUCCAAGUAUGGUGUAGUUGUAUAUGAUGCCAAAACAGGACAGAUAGAGAAGUUUGUUGAGAAGCCACAAGUCUAUGUAUCCAACAAGAUCAAUGCUGGUCUCUACAUUUUUAGCCCAAAGAUUUUAAACAGAAUUGAGCUAAAGCCAACAUCAAUAGAAAAAGAAGUAUUCCCAUUCAUGGCAAAUGAUGGUCAUCUAUUUGCAUUUGACUUGAAAGGAUUUUGGAUGGAUGUUGGGCAGCCCAAAGACUUCCUAACAGGAAUGUGUAUGUAUUUGAACUCUUUACGGCACAAGUUUCCAGAAAAGCUUCAUGAAGGAAAUGGAAUAGUGGGAAAUGUACUUGUGGAUCCAACAAGCAAGAUAGGGGAACGAUGUCGUAUAGGUCCAAAUGUUGUCAUUGGACCAGGUGUUGUAAUCCAAGAUGGUGCAUGUCUGUCAAGAUGUGUUAUUCUACGUGAUGCUGUAAUCAAGUCACAUUCCUGGAUUCAGUCUUCUAUUAUUGGUUGGAAAUCAGAAGUUGGGCAAUGGGUUCGCAUGGAGGGUAUAUCGGUACUAGGGGAAGACGUUAUAGUUAAAGAUGAACUGUACAUCAAUGGCGGCAGGAUUCUACCACACAAGUCAAUAUCCAAUUCUUCACCUGAUCCACAAAUUAUAAUGUAAACAAAACCAUAGAGUUAUAUGAUCAAUCCAUGUAUUUCACAAUCAAUCUAUAGUAGGUUUUAUUUAAAUUCAUUCACUGAUAGUCUGGUAUGUACAGUAGGCGUGUGUAAAGUACCAAGGGGUGUGCAAUUGACCCAGUGGGAACUUGCAUUAAGAGACAAAACUGCAAGUCAACUAGGCAGCACGGAUUGAUUGUAAUUUUUACUCUUAGACUGCAACAUCUUACCAGCAACAUCUAGUAUAAAUACUCUGGCAAAGCACUGUUGCUAGUAUGGUGUUGCAUGUGCUUGGAAUUUUUAAUAGGGAUGCAAAUUGUGCUUUUGCUCACUUAGUCUUUUAGAUUUUCUAUCAACCAAUGAGAGGUGACCUAGGAGAACAAACUUAACCCAUUUCCACAAUCAAAUAUAUAAUCCAUAAUUUUUGGUUAAUUUUUUUCAAUGAAAGAAUUUAUUUUGAAA